This is a messenger RNA of Aphanomyces invadans, 396 nucleotides long. RefSeq lists its product as hypothetical. The record is from RefSeq and is a predicted model, not a curated record. The transcript is spliced from 2 exons. Bases 1 to 396 code for a protein of 131 amino acids. Lineage: Eukaryota; Oomycota; Saprolegniomycetes; Saprolegniales; Verrucalvaceae.
AUGCUGCGCACCGGCAAACCCCAGGCCCAGUUAUCCCUGAAAGAGUUUGAGUCGUCUGUGCAGCGCUCGUUCCACGUCAAAACACUGGCUUCGUUCGAGGCCGUGAUGGAUCGGCCCAUUGAAGAGUCCAGGACAAACAAACUGCUCGACUUGUCCGAAAAACAAGUCGUUCGCUGCGCCGUGCAGAGCUUGCGUAGUUGCGUCUCGAGUGGAUAUGUGACGAUGUUUGUGUCGAAAGCAUUGUACGUACAGUACAAGUCCGGCACGACAUGCGACCCUCGGUCGUGCGACAAACAAUGCCAGAAGAAGCCGCUUGACAUUGGCAGCUCUUCCUUGGUGCAUGGUGAAGCUGCCUUUGUUAGCGCGGCCGUCGUGGUUGUACAGUGCUGGCCAUAA